AUGGUCAAGACUUCCGUUCUCAACGAUGCGCUCAAGUCCAUCAACAACGCCGAGAAGACCGGCAAGCGCCAGGUCCUGAUCCGUCCUUCCUCCAAGGUCAUCGUCAAGUUCCUUCAGGUCAUGCAGAAGCACGGUGAGUCAACAGUACGCCUCAAUACAGCGCAAGAGGGGGAAGGAAUACGUAAAGACGAGGAUGGAACCGGGUUGAUAACUAGGCAAUGGUCUCACACCGCCCCACGACCAACGCCCUUUAAGUGCUCGGAAGAUUGAGAUAUUGGCGAGGAUCUUACACGUCUUCGGAAAACUUGGCUGAAGAGGAACGUUUAAUCUUUCGCGACAUGUACUGAUUUGAGAUGCUAGGCUACAUUGGCGAGUUCGAGGAGGUCGAUGACCACCGCAACGGCAAGAUCGUCAUCCAGCUGAACGGCCGGUAGGGACAGCCGCCAUCUUCCUACACGUUCCAAAUGCUAACGUGUAAUUGCAGCCUCAACAAGACCGGUGUCAUCUCCCCCCGCUACAACGUCCAGCUCAAGGACAUGGAGCAGUGGGUCACCAAGCUCCUCCCAUCGCGUCAAUUCGGCUACGUCGUUCUCACCACCUCCGCCGGCAUCAUGGACCACGAGGAGGCUAGGAGAAAGCACGUCGCUGGCAAGAUCCUCGGCUUCUUCUACUAG
Messenger RNA from Lecanosticta acicola, 674 nucleotides. The record is from the annotation of a GenBank genome assembly. Lineage: Eukaryota; Fungi; Ascomycota; Dothideomycetes; Mycosphaerellales; Mycosphaerellaceae.